GGCCCCUUCCUCUUGGCGCGGGGCGAGUGGCGCCGUCGAGGGAUCGAGAUCAGCCAAGUAGUUGCCUCCGCCAAGUCCGUCCAACAAACUGUAGGCAACGGCGUAGGCAGCUCAUGAAAAAUGCACUGAAUGUAAUACACUGUGGAAGACCUCACUAUGGCUUGUGUCACCUCGAUGAUAUUAUCGAAGGCCUCGGCCUUUCGAGCUCUCUGGCCUCUUCGCCUGUCUUCUUCCAGAAGCUUCAGCAAAGGGCAGCUGGCCCUGGCUGCUCAGAACUUUUCAGGCUACGAAUCCAUACAAGCACAAUAUAAGCCAGAGGUGCCAGAAUACUUCAAUUUUGCAAAAGAUGUGGUGGAUAGCUGGGCUGAGGCGGAAAAGGAAGGAAAUCGACCGACAAGCCCAGCUCUCUGGUGGGUCAAUGACCAAGGAGACCAAGUGAAGUGGAACUUUGUGGAGCUGUCCCACGUUUCCAAAAAAGCGGCUAGAGUGCUCUCUGAGCAGUGUGGUCUGCAGAGGGGAGACAGAGUCAUUGUGAUCCUGCCACGGAUUCCUGAAUGGUGGCUCUUGAAUGUGGCUUGCAUGCGAACAGGAACCGUUCUUAUUCCUGGGACAACACAGCUGACGGCAAAAGACAUUCUCCACCGAGUCCAGACUUCAAAGGCCAGAUGUAUCAUUACUGACGAGGUUCUGGCCCCAGCAGUAGAUACCAUAGCUUCCAAAUGCCCAUCUCUAGAAUUCAAGCUCAUUGUGUCAAGGAACCACAGGGAGGACUGGCUAAACUUCAGUGACUUAUUGAAACUUGCACCUGCCGAACACGACUGUGCAGUCACAAAGAGCUGUGACCCAAUGGCUAUCUAUUUCACCAGCGGGACAACAGGGACUCCCAAAAUGACUGAACAUUCUCACGCAAGUCAUGGCAUUGGCCUUGGUGUAAAUGGAAGGUAUUGGCUGGAUUUGACCCCCUCGGACAUCAUUUGGAAUACGUCUGACACAGGUUGGGCAAAAUCGGCUUGGAGCAGUGUUUUCGCACCCUGGAUCCAAGGGGCAUGUGUGUUCGUUCACAGCAUGCCACGCUUCGAGCCAACCCCUGUACUUGAAGCUUUGUCCAGGUUUCCCAUAACAACAUUCUGUUCUGCUCCAACUGCUUAUCGGAUGCUAAUCCAUCACAGUUUAAGCAGUUAUAAAUUCCACAGCCUGAAACAUUGCGUGAGCGCAGGGGAGCCCAUGAACCCAGAAAUCAUGGAGCAAUGGAAAACAAAAACAGGACUGGAUAUCUACGAAGGCUACGGGCAGACAGAGACGGUGCUGGUUUGUGGAACUUUCAAGGGGAUGAAAAUUAAGCCGGGCUCUAUGGGGAAGCCUUCCCCAGCCUAUGACACUCAGAUAAUAGAUGAAAACUGCAAUAUGUUGCCUCCUGGGAAAGAAGGAGAUAUUGCUAUCCGAAUAAAACCGACGCGGCCAUUUUGUCUUUUCACUCGAUACACGGAUGAUCCAGAAAGAACGAAUUCAACCGUACGCGGGGACUUCUACAUCACCGGGGACAGAGGAAUGCAAGAUGAAGAUGGCUACUUCUGGUUCGUAGGAAGAGCCGACGAUGUCAUCAAUUCUGCUGGAUACCGCAUUGGACCAUUCGAAGUGGAAAGUGCAUUGAUAGAACACCCGGCAGUAGUAGAAUCCGCUGUUGUUAGCAGCCCAGAUUCCGUCAGAGGGGAGGUUGUGAAAGCCUUUGUGGUUUUGGCACCCGACUACGUUUCCCGCGACCCAGAAGCACUGAUUAAGGAGCUACAGGAUCACGUCAAAAAAGUCACUGCCCCUUACAAGUAUCCUAGAAAGGUGGAGUUUGUGCCACAUCUGCCAAAGACAAUCAGUGGGAAAAUCAGAAGAAAUGAAUUGCGCAAGGCAGAGUGGGGGAAAGCUUAGAUUUAGCUGUUUACUUCCACAGCGCCUGUUCUGAGUUUUAUAUUGGUUCCUUAUGUUGCAAGAUCUUGCCAUGCCAGCCUCUGUAUUUAAAUCCCAAUGCUGCAGCUGUCACACACACACACUGCAAAAAACACCCCCCCAACCCUCACAUACCCACUCCCUAGGAGUUUGAGGUAUAUUACAAGCAGUGCAGGAUCAGACAUUUGGGGAAUAUCAGUGGUUGAGCAUCUCCCUCCGCCCAUUCAUAUAAAAUCCUAAAAGCGUCUUGCAAGGUUGAGCAAAGCAAAGCAUAACUCUCAUUCCAGAUGCUGAGUCGCAUGCAGAAAAGAACACAGUGUACUCUGGAGAAAAUGCCAACACAAAGUUGAUUCCAAAGCUCAGAAGCUUAAAAAAUCAUCACGAAUCUGCAGGGAGCUACAAGAGCAAGCUAGACAUGUAAUCAAGCACAUUAGCCAGCUCCUUUCCCCACUCCCUGUAGAGGCAGAAUGGAAGGGUCUCGAUCUGUUCAGAUCUCCUGUUGACCCAACAGCUUCCAACACACAGGAUGAUGGAAGUAUCCACACCCAGCCCACCGAAAAAAUCAGGGGAGUGCAAGUUGUUGCAAUGGGGACAUAGUUGUCCCAAAGCAAGUGAACUAUCUGGGUUUAUAAAUAAGGACCUUCACAGCACUGUUGAGACAUGUGCUCAUUUCAACAUUCCACCUAGUUACUGGCAGCAAGCUUCUUUGGGCACCCCUGCUAGAAAGCCCUUCUAGAGACACAACCUGGCCGCAACCUAAAUAAGUCCAGUCUCUAUUGUGCAUCAGGGUGAUAUAAACUACAAGGGAUCCGGUGGUCACCAUGCAAGAGUAGCAUCCCCACCAAAGCUCCCACCAACGAUGUACUAUGCUGAAUGAUGCCGGCAUCAUUGAAGCAGGAGAAAAGGCUUUUAAUUCAGCUGGACACAAUCCAGCCAAUAUUAAAUUCUUACGUCAGUGGGGCCUGAAGCGUGUGAUAGUGACUGAUCAUACCAGGAAUAUUUUUUGUUUCUGCAACAACCGGAGGCCCACAUCUGUGCUUAAAUAUCCUCUCCCCCAUCCAUGUGUAAGCAAGCUCCUAGGAUUAUAGUUAAGAACAACAGAGCAGACUUUUAAGUAUUAAUAUUUCUGCAUAUGUAACUUCCCUACAGUGCUUAAAGAGCUAUCAAAAUCAAAAAGCUAUCAACAGGCAAAAUCCAAACUGUUAAAACAGAAAAUCGUUUUUAUUUCAUAUUUUAUUUCACUUAAUUCAGAUCAUAAAAAAUGGUUAGCUAAAAAAUUCCAGCCCGGACCAAUAUCUCCUGGGACACUGAAAGCACUAUAGGCACAGUAUUUCACAAUAUUGGCAACCAUUUUCAAGCCAAUGCCAGGUUUCUCAUGCAUUCAAGAAGUAAGUCACAGAACUCUCCUGCCAUGCUAUGCAACAACCUCAUUCCAUUUAAUGUGCUGAGUUUGUUUAAUUUGUUAUAGAACUUCUACCUCUUUACUUUCUGAUUGAUGUGGGUUUAUGUUAGCUCCUGUCUUUGAUUUAAACUUCUGACUUUUCCCAAGGGCUGUGUACCAGCCUCAAGUAUGGUGGUAAUGCCCCAAAGUAAACAAAACAUGUUUUGUCAGAAAUAGAGCAUCAAGAUAAGAAAAGUGCUUCAGUUUUACUGUGGAAUUUAAGCUGCUAUACUGGAAGGAAGUCAACCUCCAGAAUUCCAGGCCACACUUCUAUUGUACUUCACUAAUAAAAAAUCAAUAUGGAUAUAAAA
Molecule: messenger RNA, 3690 nt
Organism: Podarcis raffonei (Aeolian wall lizard)
Lineage: Eukaryota; Metazoa; Chordata; Lepidosauria; Squamata; Lacertidae
Product: acyl-coenzyme A synthetase ACSM3, mitochondrial-like
Exons: 14
Coding region: 157-1920 (587 amino acids)
Biological process (GO): fatty acid biosynthetic process; acyl-CoA metabolic process
Cellular component (GO): mitochondrial matrix
Molecular function (GO): fatty acid ligase activity; fatty-acyl-CoA synthase activity
Source: RefSeq, a predicted model, not a curated record